Messenger RNA from Trachymyrmex cornetzi, 4742 nucleotides. Its product is annotated as centrosomal protein of 135 kDa. Lineage: Eukaryota; Metazoa; Arthropoda; Insecta; Hymenoptera; Formicidae. The record is from RefSeq and is a predicted model, not a curated record.
UUUAGAUUACUCAUGAAAGGAAAAGAUCGCAAGAUUUGAACGAUCGGUAUUGAUUUUAUGGAACAGUUAUUGUUUAUUAUGUACAAUUGUAAUGUUACACAACAAUAUGGAUUUUUGUGCUUAGUAGAAAACCAUGAGAUAUUUGUAAUAUUUAUUUGAUUACAAUAACAAUAUAUGAAAUAUGUGAGGUUACGUCUUACAACUGUUAUGAAGGUACUAGAGUUCAAACUGUUGUAAUAAUUGUACAAUUUGUACGCGGACCGUUUUGUCAAUUGUGUAUUUCGCGAGAAUGAACGGGGAUGUAGAAUGCAACAUUACUGCGAGGUACCGAACAGUUAGAAAACACCUGGACAACCUGGGGUACAAGCAGACGCUGUCGUUGGAUGCUCUACCUCUGAUAGAGGCCUUGUUAGUCGAUCUUAUUCAAACUACAGACAGUCUAAAACAUUUUAAAGCCGUUGCUCAGGAGAACAUCGAGGCAUGCAGCCAUUUGCAAUUGUCUGUUGAUCCUUACAAGUGUGAUAACGUGAGAUUGGUGCGAGAAUGCAACCAACUUUAUUCAGAUGUGAUAGAAACUAAGGAGGCGCAUCAGAAGCAAGUCAAGGAUUUUAAAAGGCAGAUAUACAAGUUAGAAUGUGAAUGCAAUGAUCUACAAUUGGCAUCCUCACGAAACAUACAUAAAAUAAAGGAGCUAGAGGCGGAGUCUGCUGCCAAAUCUAAAAAGAUAUUAGAACUUCAAGGCAAAUGCCUAAAACCAACUAUUAUUAAUGUUGGUCUUACUGCCAAGAAACGUCCUUGCUUUCCUCUUCGAAGGCCAGUCUUGGAAACUGAGCCAAUGCCAAGGGCAAAGGACAACAGUUCACUACCAAAAUUAAGUAGCGUGGAGCCUAAGAUAAUAGAUGUAAUAAGUAUGGCGGAUCACAAAAUGAAUUGCUUAAAUCAAGAGGUAACAAAAUUACGAGAGGAGCUUUUAUUGCAAACCGAUACCAUAGAAACCUUUGAAAAACAGUUGGCCACAAAGGAAAAAGAAAUAAUGCGACUGAGAAAAAUGUUGGAAGGUGGUCGUUCUUAUUCUGCAAUUAGCAAGGACUGCACUUGCAAAAAAAAAUCUGGUGCUACUCAUGAUGCUACAGAGAUUAAUGAAGUAAAGGUUCUCCAACAAGUCAAAUUGGAACUGGAACAACAGCUAAAAGAAUCUCUAAAUAAGCAACAUGAUGCUAUGUCUCAGGCAAUGAAACUAGCAACACGAAAUGAAGAACUAGAGAAAGAAUUACGAGAUAUAGAUCACGUUGCAUUAGCUGUAGAAGCCGACUGCAAUUCUGCAGUUAAAGAGAAUAACAGAAGAGUUUGUAGGCUCCAAGAGAAGUUAGAGAAUAUCAUGACACAAGUGCAUGUCUUGGAACGCGAGUUAACUGUAGAACGUAGAGAGGUACAAGAGUUAAGAGCAGAUCUAGAAGCAUGUAGACUUGAAAAACGUAAUAUUCAACGUACUCUAGAAUGUACAUUGGAUGAAAAGAAACAAAUGUCUGAUAAGAUCAAUCAACUAACAGUUAUUGAAAAAAGUGUAAAUAUGGAAAGACUGACUAAAGAAAAUGAUUGCCAAAAACAAGAUAUUAAUCAGUUGCAAUUUACUAAUAAAAUAUUAGAAGAACAUAUACAUAAAAAAAAUAUUGGGCAAAAUAAUGGAGGGAAUGAACAGACGCAAGCAAAAGAAAAGAGAGAAAAGAAUGAUCAGAAUAAAGGGAUGAAAACAUCAAAGAAAAAAAAUGCAUUAAAAAAUAACAGAAAUGAAAAACAUGAUGUAAUCGAUCAUCAGAUAGCGACUAACGAUAAAGAAAUUAUAAAAAAUACAAGUGGCUUUGAUAUGCAAAAAUGUAUUGAUGAAGCAGAUUUAAAAAUUGCAUCUCUUCAACAGACAAUUCAGCGAUUGGAAAUGGAACGAGAUCAUUAUAGAAAGGAAUAUAUCAAUUGUCUGGACGAACAACGUAGAACAUCUGACAAAGAUAACGCUGAUUUGUGGACACAAAUUUGUGAAUUAAAACGUGAAUUAAGUGGUAAGGAACAAGCUUUAAACAAAGCACAUCGGGAGAAGGAAGAACUGUGUCAUAAGAAAAAAGAUCUAGAAGCACAAUUGCAAACUUACAAGAAUCAGCAGAGACAGAUGUGUAUUCCUUGCAGAUCCUGCAGUUUGUGCAAACCCAUUCGUAUUUGUACCUGUGCUUCUGGCUCGCCAGUAUCUACUGGAGACGUUAACACGACAAAAAUGCUUGAACGUCUUGAACGGGAGCGAGAUACAGCCAGAGCGGAUGUUGAACGACUGAUAGACGAACGCGAUGCGUUACGGGAGAAACUUGAGAUAAUGUCGGAUACGCACAAAAGUGAACAACUUCGACUUAAGGAAAAUUUAAUCGAGGCGGAGAAUCGCUUGAAACAUAUAGAAAAAGAACGACAAGAUCUGUUGGUGACUCGGGGCACAAGAAGAGCUACAAUGAGCGAUCUCGAGGAUCAGUUAGGCGAUGUACAAGAGGAACUGCGCCGUACAAAGCAGGAAUUAAUGGCGCAACGAACGCAAUAUUUCCAACUACGAACGUUACAAGAUCAAACGGAUCAAGCGCUUGGAGAUGCUCAGGGUCAACUAUCGCAAACAGAAUCGGAAUUGAACAAGGCUGUGGAUCACAACAGAAAUAUGGAGCAGCAACAGCUACAGUUAAACGAUCAAAUCAAGGAACUGAAACAAGAAAUAAAUACUCUGCGCUCAAGCAUGACGCUCUUGGAUCAAGAAAAAGAUCGGUUAUUGAUAGUAUUGGACGAAAAGACAGAAAAGAUUGCUGCAUUGGAACGGGAAUUAACGCAUAAGGAUCAACAAAAGGAAGCGGUGCAAAAACAAAUAUGUGAUUUACAGCAUAAAAAUGAAAUAUGCAUCGGUCAAAGCGCGGAACAGGAACGUCAGCUCAGGUCAUUGCAGCUGGAGAUGGAGUCGGUACAGCGACAGUUCGAGGCCGCGUCGGUAGAUCGCGAGAACGCAAUUCACGAGAAUCGGAAACUGCAGGACGAUCUGGCGGCGUUGACCUGCGAGAUGCGAAACAUGCAACGCGAGCUGGAAACUUCGCGCGCCGAGUGCUAUGACUUGAAGAGACAAUUGCAGACUUAUGUCAGCGAAGUCCGUCGUGCUGAGGAGCUCUUAAAUCGGAAGGAGAAUGAGAGAACGGAAAUGUUGAACCAUUUCCGAAGCCUCAGCUUAGAGGCGACGGUUCUGGAGAAUAACAAUCACAGUUUAGAGUCUGAGGCGGCGGAGGCUAGAGGUGCUCUUCAAACCGCGAGGCAUCAGAUACUUGAUCUUGAGCGUCAAUUAGCGGACAGGGACUGUUUGAUAAAGGGUUACGAGACUCAGAUAAGCAGUUUGACGCAGAGCGUCGCUAGCAUGGAGAUGCAGCUGCAGCAACAAAUCGAACAGAAACACCGAGUCGAAGCCGAUCUACUGGCAGUCAGGGACCUAUGUGUUAAGUUGGACCAACAAAAGGAUACGCUUAUGGAGCAGCUUGGUGAUAAGGACACCACGAAAGCGCAUUACGAGGCGCAAUUGUCAAGACUGCAAGCCGAACAGAGUAUUGUUCAAGAUCAAAUUACUAGAGAUCGCGUGACUGUGGAACGGCUGGAAACUCUUCUGAACCAAGCUAGACAGGAGUCCAUUAAUGCGCAGACUACCAAUCAAGAGCUGCAAAAUGAAGUCUCCAGAUUAAAGCAGAAAGUUUCCGAACUUCAAAGUAAACUAUCAUCAGAAUCUGCGGAGCUUAAACAGUAUCAGAAUCAAGUGGCGGAGUACAGCAAACAGAUCAGUGAGCUCCGUAGGCAAGUCACCAAUGAGAGGUUUGACCGUGCAAGAAAGGAGGAAGAAAGUCGCAGAUAUUCUGAAGAAUCCACGAUUCUCCCUCAACAAAAAUCAUUCCAAGAUCGCACAACUCUUCCUCAAUCAGAUAUUAAGACCCCUAAUGACGAUGGUAUCGCCUCCACGUUCAGGCAAGUAGAUUGGCUGAGAAAACCGUACAACAUGAUUCCCAAAUACACAUGCGUGCGCGGUCCUAGCCAAGUGGGACUGACGAGUCACGAUCGACCUAUAUCGUUUUUGCUCGAGUGUCGGUGUUCCUCUUUCGAAAAAUGUAUCUCCUCCGCUGAUUUUGUGCCAUGCCCCAGCACGUUUUCCUCGCAACGCAAGUCUGUCGGCGACACAGAUAAAAGCCUAGAAGUUUCCUUAACGGAGAAAGUAUAGUAAAUACCUAGUUAAUGUUUCAAAAACGCUUUCCGAGCUUUUGUAAGAACCUUUAGCAUUUCCGAGAUAAUUUUUACGCUACUCACGUAUGCACACAUACACACACACACACAUUUGUAGGAAAUAUAUGAAUUUUAUCGUUUACAAUUAUCGUCUUUUUGAUGCGAGAUGAUUUCCGCUAUUAAGGGGAUCCUAAAGUAAAGCCCGAACUCCGACGAAAUUACUAAAGGUCGCUGUUUUUCCAGCGCAUCAACAUAUCUUUAUAUACUACCUCACCAAUAUCUCAUGCAACCUAUGAUACAUGCAGUUGCACGUUCGUGUCAAUUUUCGUAUAACAAAUUCAUCGCGAUAAAGCGUCUAAGUCUAAUUCUAAGAACUUGACGUUAUUUGUUCGUGCAAACUAUGUACGUGUCUGUGGAUUACUACUCCGUAAGUACAGGUUGCAAAACUUUCGUAUCAAGCAAAUGUUGUCACG